Molecule: messenger RNA, 5367 nt
Organism: Pseudopodoces humilis (Tibetan ground-tit)
Lineage: Eukaryota; Metazoa; Chordata; Aves; Passeriformes; Paridae
Gene: SEMA5B
Product: semaphorin 5B
Biological process (GO): axon guidance; semaphorin-plexin signaling pathway; positive regulation of cell migration
Cellular component (GO): plasma membrane
Molecular function (GO): chemorepellent activity; semaphorin receptor binding
Source: RefSeq, a predicted model, not a curated record
AUGAUUGUUUCAAGAUUAAAGGCCAUUUCCCUGUCAUUGCCAAGCCUUUUUCUUCUUGCUUUUCAUCUCUCAGCAUCACAGAAUGUACCUGAAUACACUGAAGCUGAACAUCAGGAAUGUGUUAGAAAAGAACACCCCACAAUUUCUUUUGAAGAUCUGAAGCCCUGGGUGUCGAAUUUCACCUAUCCAGGUGUGCAUGACUUUUCUCAGCUUGCACUGGAUGCCAACAGGAACCAGCUCAUUGUGGGAGCAAGGAACUACCUCUUCAGACUUAGUCUACACAACGUUUCUCUUAUUCAGGCAACAGCAUGGGGUUCAGAUGAAGACACCAGGAGGUCCUGUCAAAGUAAAGGGAAAACAGAGGAAGAGUGCCAGAACUAUGUCCGAGUGCUGAUUGUUUAUGGCAAGAAGGUUUUUACCUGUGGUACCAAUGCCUUUUCACCAGUGUGUUCCAGCCGACAGGUAGGAAAUCUCAGCAAAAUCAUUGACAGAAUUAAUGGAGUGGCUCGGUGCCCGUACGACCCUCGGCACAACUCAACAGCUGUGAUUACAUCACGAGGAGAACUCUAUGCUGCAACUGUGAUUGAUUUUUCUGGACGGGAUCCUGCUAUUUACCGCAGCCUUGGAAAUGUUCCUCCACUUAGGACAGCACAAUACAACUCCAAAUGGCUCAAUGAGCCUAACUUUAUUGCUGCCUAUGACAUCGGCUUGUUCACCUACUUCUUCUUCCGUGAGAACGCGGUGGAACAUGACUGUGGGAAAACAGUUUAUUCUCGUGUGGCAAGGGUUUGCAAAAAUGAUAUUGGAGGGAGAUUUUUGCUGGAGGACACGUGGACAACUUUCAUGAAGGCCAGACUGAACUGCUCCCGUGCUGGAGAAAUCCCUUUCUAUUACAAUGAAUUGCAAAGCACCUUCUACCUUCCUGAGCAAGAUCUGAUCUAUGGUGUCUUCACUACUAAUGUAAACAGCAUAGCUGCCUCAGCAGUGUGUGCCUUCAAUCUGAGUGCCAUUACUCAAGCAUUUAAUGGCCCCUUCCGUUACCAAGAAAACCCAAGAUCAGCCUGGCUGCCAACCUUAAACCCCAUCCCUAAUUUCCAGUGUGGGACACUGAACGAUGACAGCCCUAAUGAGAACCUGACGGAGAGAGUCCUGCAGGACGCACAGCGCUUGUUCCUGAUGAAUGAUGUGGUGCAGCCAGUGACUGUGGAUCCGUAUGUGACUCAGGACAGCAUUCGAUUUUCCAAACUGGUGGUUGAUAUUGUUCAGGGGAAGGAUACUCUCUACCAUGUCAUGUAUAUUGGAACAGAAUAUGGCACCAUCUUGAAGGCCCUUUCUACUACUAACAGGAGUCUGAGGAGUUGUUAUUUGGAGGAAAUGCAGAUCCUUCCUGAUGGACAACAGGAAGCAAUCAAGAGUCUCCAAAUCCUACACAGCGACAGGUCACUUUUUGUGGGUCUAAAUAAUGGAGUGCUAAAAAUUCCUUUGGAGAGAUGCUCCAUGUACAGAACAGAAGGGGAAUGCCUGGGAGCCAGAGACCCUUAUUGUGGCUGGGAUAGCAAGCAGAAGCGAUGCACCACCAUUGAGGACAGCUCCAACAUGAGCCUUUGGACCCAAAAUAUUACUGAGUGCCCAGUGAAAAAUCUGACAACAAAUGGAAGACUGGGGCCUUGGUCCCCAUGGCAACUGUGUGAGCAUUCAGAUGGGGACAGCACAGGCUCCUGUAUGUGUAGGUCACGUUCAUGUGAUAGUCCUCGUCCUCGCUGUGGAGGUCGCAGCUGUGAAGGGGCCAGGAUUGAGGUUGCAAACUGUUCAAGAAAUGGCGCUUGGACACCGUGGUCUUCCUGGGCCCCAUGCAGCACCUCCUGUGGGAUCGGCUUCCAGGUCCGGCAGCGAUCCUGCAGCAAUCCCGCACCACGGUACGGGGGCAGAGUCUGUGUUGGACAGAGCAGGGAGGAAAGAUUCUGUAAUGAAAACAGUCCAUGUCCAUUACCGAUUUUUUGGUCUUCAUGGGGACCUUGGAAUAAAUGUAGCGUGAAUUGUGGUGGAGGGAUUCAUUCAAGACAGAGGUCCUGUGAAAAUGGAAACACAUGUCCAGGCUGUGCUGUGGAAUAUAAGACCUGCAACCCGGAGAGCUGCCCAGAGGUGCGCAGGAACACACCCUGGACCCCAUGGAUGCCUGUGAACAUCACCCAGAAUGGUGCCCGCCAGGAGCAGCGCUUCCGCUACACGUGCCGGGCCCAGCUGCCAGACCCCCACGAGCUGCAGUUUGGGAGGAAGAAAACUGAGAGUCGGUUCUGCCCCAACGAUGGCUCCGCAGUGUGUGACACUGACUCUCUUGUUGAUGACCUCCUCAAGACCGGUAAGACCUCUGCACGGAUUAUCAAUGGGGGCUGGUCCUUUUGGGGGGCCUGGUCUUCCUGCUCCAGGGACUGUGAACUGGGCUUUAGGAUCAGGAAGAGAACAUGCACAAACCCUGAACCUAAAAAUGGUGGCUUGCCCUGUGUGGGGUCAGCGAUGGAGUACCAAGACUGCAAUCCUCACCCCUGCCCAGUGAAAGGCUCGUGGUCUUGCUGGACUCCCUGGUCUCACUGCUCAGCCACCUGUGGGGGUGGGCACUAUCAGCGCACACGGACCUGCACCAACCCGGCUCCGUCCAGCGGGGAGGACAUCUGCAUCGGGCUGCACACCGAGGAGGCCCUCUGCAACACACACCCCUGCCAAGGUGGCUGGUCAGAGUGGUCAGAGUGGAGCCUGUGCAAUGAAGAGGGCAUCCAGUACCGCAGCCGCUACUGCGAGGUGCACAGCCCAGACUCUUCCCAGUGCGUCGGAAACAGCACUCAGUACCAGGACUGCCUGUACAAUGAAAUUCCUGUGAUCCUUCCAGCCUCCAGCAUCGAUGAGAGCACGAACUGUGGAGGUUUUAGUCUCAUCCAUCUGAUUGCCACUGGGGUCUCCUGUUUCUUCGGCUCCAGCCUGUUAACAUUUGUGAUUUACGUGUACUGCCAGCGCUGCCAGAGGCAGUCCCAGGAGUCCACUGUUAUCCACCCAACCACUCCCAACCAUCUCCAUUACAAGGGCAACACAACCCCCAAGAAUGAGAAGUACACCCCUAUGGAGUUCAAGACACUUAACAAGAACAACUUGAUACCGGACGACAGAACCAACUUCUACCCGCUGCAGCAAACCAAUGUGUACACAACAACCUAUUAUCCCAGUACACUGAAUAAAUAUGAUUACAGGCCUGAGGCCUCCCCUGGAAGGACCUUUACCAACAGCUGAUGAUGGACAGACACCAUGGGACUGGAUAACUUCCUAUAUGAUUUUUUUUUUUUAAAUUGAUUUUAUGGACCAAAUACUGGCCCAGCUUCUAGAUGUAAAUAUUGUACAGUAGGGUCUUUUUUUUUUUCCUUUUGUUAAUUGUGUUUCUUGUAAACAGCACAUCUCCUUACAAAGACAAAAAUUCAAAUGGAUCGUUCUGCAGAGCUUUUGUGGAUAUCUGUCUGGAGAUGGCUCUUCUACUGCAACUGUUUAUGGCUGGAAGGUCAGCGUGCUGUCCAAGGCUGAGGCUGUCCAAGGCUGAGGCUAUCCAGGAAGGGGCUGUGUGCUGGGCUGGGUGGCCAUUGAGCAGCCACACACAGCACAUGGGAGCACUCCAAGCACGGCAAGAGGCGGCCUCCUAGAGUAGGCCUGGAUGCAGCCUUCCUGAGCCAGGACAACAGUGGUGCGCUGGAUGACACACAGCUCAUGGGACAGGCCAAACAGGACUCCAUCAUACCAACAACUUGAAGAACAUUUUCUUUUUCCUUUUUUUAUUUUAAUUUUUGAUUUUUUUAUGUUUCUGAGACAAAAAAAAGUAGUAACUUUCUAGGGCAGUGUUCCCUGUAUCUUUGACAGAAUCUUUUCAUAUUACAGAAAAUACUCUCUGCAGCCUUCUUUGGUAAUAAGCAGUUCAGCUGAUGAGAAAUAACACACAAAUGAAGUGCAUUACCCAAAGAAGCUUUCCAGAAUGUUUCCAGUCUUAAUUAAAAGAAAAUUAUACAGGCAGUGAGACACUGAGAAAAGUAAAUGUUGGAAUAACAUUGGAGACAUGAACUUGGAGUGCCUAACAAACAAAGAUGUUUAUAUCACUGGAAAAAGAGAUGUGAUGAUUGCCGCACAAGAGCCAUGGGCUUUUUUUCUUUCUUCCUUUCUCUUUUUUUCCCAAGACAGUGUUAACUCUUUUUGUUCUAGCUUUGAUCCUGAUGGUGUGUGCCAGGAGAGGCAAUUUUAGAGGCCAUGCUCUUCUUGUGGGAAAUCACCAUGCUUUGGGCUAAUAUUUCCUCUUGUUUUAUUAUCGGGUUUUAGUUCAUAUACUUUCAAAAAAGGAGUGAUUCUGACUUUGCAGGGGGAAGACAUUUUUUAAAGGAAUGUUUCCAUAGUCUGACAUGACCCAGAAAGUCUGCUGCACGUUCUUAUAGCGUCUUCCAGUCAGUACUCUAUGAAAUAGUAACACAGCUGAGUAAUGUACAUUGUUUGCCAAUAUUUCUUUAAUUUUUCUGAGAAAAAAACAACCCAACAAACAAAUGCUGCUGCAGCUAUUGAAGUAAAUUGGAGCGGUGGCAUUACUAAACAGUAUAUCCAGCCUUGAAAUGUAUUUUGUGUAUGUGUGUGACUGUGUCUAUAAGAACUGUAUUAGUCUGAUGCAGAAGCCAUGUUGUCUACAACCAGAUGUUUGUCUGACAUAAUUGUUUGGCAAAAAGGAAACUUAUUGCUGGUGCUUAAUGUACAACUACAUCCAGUGUGUUAGCAACGUGAACAAGUUCACCGCUGUUAUCAUUCAGUGUUUCUAAAUAUUUAUGAUGAACUCCUGAUGCUAAGUAUUUUAGAAUGUCGCAGUACUGAGCAUGAGAUAAAAGUACACCCUGAAAUACGCAUGAGCUCCACGUGGUCCUGAGCUUGGCUUUGUUGUCUGCACCUUCCCCGAGCAGUGCCAGUGCCUGGCCCCCGGCUCGGUCUGUUCCCAGCAGUCCUGUCUGUCCCCGCUUGGUUUCAGAUUUCGCUGUGAGCCGGUUGUUUCUCAGUGCUGUUCCUUUGCAGUUGCUUGUUUGGAAGCCCAGCUUGGGCUGUGUACUCAGCUCUUUCACGUAGGCAGCUGGUAGGAAAUGAAGAAAGCCUGUGUUGCUUGUGACAAGUAUAUUGCUUUUCCUGCGAGGAAGAGCCAAUGUGACUCUGCAAGCCUGUGUGUUACGGCGGUUUGACCAGAGGGCAAGUAUAAAAUAGCCUCCCAUUUUAAAAUUACUUUGUUUGACUUCAGUUUGCAGUGACUGAAAGCUGUAGGGAUAUUUGUAAUAAAGUGGGGUUAUUAGCACUGCCACGAGGACACCUUAG